Messenger RNA from Rhineura floridana, 2478 nucleotides. Its product is annotated as vomeronasal type-2 receptor 26-like. Gene Ontology annotation, cellular component: membrane. The record is from RefSeq and is a predicted model, not a curated record. NCBI's taxonomy places the organism in Eukaryota, Metazoa, Chordata, Lepidosauria, Squamata, Rhineuridae. Gene Ontology annotation, molecular function: G protein-coupled receptor activity. The transcript has 6 exons. Gene Ontology annotation, biological process: G protein-coupled receptor signaling pathway. Bases 1 to 2478 code for a protein of 825 amino acids.
AUGGCCUUAACAUUUGCUGUGAAAGAGAUCAACGAGAAUGUAACAAUCUUGUCAAAUAUCUCACUGGGAUUCCGCAUCCUCAAUAGCUACUUGACUGCAAGAAUGACCUAUAAAGCAACUCUCAGCCUCCUUUCCACACAACAGAGGUUUGUCCCCAACUUCAAAUGUCAGAACCAGAACAAUCUGAUAACUAUUGUUGGAGGAUGUUUCUCUGAGAUCUCUGUCAAUAUGGCCAUCAUUUCAACACUUUACAACACUCCACAGCUCACUUAUGGUUCAUUUUUGCCACUACAAAAUUCCAAACUACUAUUCCCAUUUUUGUACCAAAUGGUUCCCACCGAAGCCCACCAGCGAUUGGGAGUUGUGCGGUUACUUCAGCAUUUCGGAUGGAAGUGGGUUGGGGUCGGGGCUGUGGAUGAUGACAGAGGGGACCAGUUUUUACAGACAAUGGUGCCAAUGCUUUCUGAGAAUGGCAUCUGUUAUGCCUUCAUAGUAAGAAUGCCAAAAUGGAAUUAUGUGGAUAAGUUAAUAGAUUUGUUUAUACAUCACUGGCAAACCUAUGACGUUAUCUUUGAGGAAAAAGCCAAUGUAUUCUUUAUCUAUGGAGAACCUCCAUCCUUUCAGAUUGUGAGGAUAUUUCUGUUUCUAGCAUCCCAUUUGGAUUUGCCUCCUCUCAGUAAAGUGUGGAUUAUUACAUCCCACUGGGACUUCACAUCAGUGUCCUUUCAAAAGACUUGGAAUAUGCAGACAUUCCAUGGCUCCAUAUCCUUCACUGCUCACUCAAAUCAGCCAUUCGGAUUCCAAAAGUUUACUGAGGGAAUAAGACCUUCCUGGGCCAAAGGAGAUGGUUUUAUCCAAGACUUCUGGGAACAGGCCUUCAGCUGUUCAAUAAAAAUGUCUAAAGAGCAGGAGAAAGCUGAGAAGAAAACGUGCACUGGGGAGGAGAAGCUGGAAAGCAUUCCUGGUAUUCUGUUUGAAAUGAAGAUGAGUGGCCACAGCUACAGUGUCUACAAUGCUGUCUAUGCUGUGGCGCAUGCUUUGCAUGCCAUGUAUAAAUCCAGCUUCAAACACAGAAGGUCCCUACGCAGACUCAUAGGUCAGGAUGUGCAGCCAUGGCAGGUACAUCAUUUUUUAAGGCACAUCACAUUCAACAACAACGUUGGAGAUAUUGUGCGCUUUGACGACAAUGGAGAAUUAGUUGCAGGUUUUGAUGUUACAAACUGGCUGAUGUUCCCCAAUGGCUCGGUGGUUAGAGUAAAAGUUGGAAGACUGGAACCUCAGGCUCCUCCAGGCAAAGAGCUAACCAUUCAUGAUGACCAAAUUGUCUGGCACCAAAGGUUUAAUCAGUUUGCAGCUGCAGCUCCGGGUGUUAGCGCAGCCUAUCCAGAGUGUGUGGCAGAGGAUCUUCAGAUAGGCAGCAGCACCAUUACGGCAGCCAUCAGUGUUAAGGUGCUGCCCCUUUCUGUGUGCAACGACUACUGCUAUCCUGGCUACAGCAGGAAAAAGAAGGAAGGAGAAAGAUUUUGCUGCUAUGAUUGUGCUCCAUGUCCAGAAGGGAUGUUUUCUGGCAAGAAAGACAUGGAUGCCUGCAUCAAUUGUCCGGAAGAUCAUUAUCCCAACAAAGACCAAAGUCAGUGCAUUCCAAGAGUUGUAAGCUAUCUCUCCUACAAAGAAGAUUUAGGAACUAUCUUAGUUAUCAUUGCUAUUUCUUUCUCUUUCAUCACCACUUUAGUACUUGGAAUUUUUAUGAAGCACAAGGACACUCCCAUAGUCAAAGCCAACAACCGGACCCUCACCUACAUCCUUCUCAUCUCCCUCCUCCUUUGCUUCCUCUGCUCUUUCCUCUUCAUUGGAGAACCUGGAAAGGUCACCUGUCUUCUCCGACAAGCUGCUUUCGGCACAAUCUUCUCUUUGGCCCUCUCUUCUGUGCUGGCAAAGACCAUCACUGUGGUUGUGGCAUUCUUGGCAACCAAACCAGGUGCCAGGAUGAGAAAAUGGGUGGGCAAAAGAAUGGCACAUUCUGUUGUUCUUUGCUGCACCUUUAUUCAAGUUGGCGUUUGCAUUUUUUGGUUAAGUACUUCCCCUCCAUUCCCAGAUAAGGACAUGCACUCAUUGCAUGGAAAAACCAUACUGGAAUGUAAUGAAGGUUCAGCUACCAUGUUUUACUGUGUCUUGGGCUAUAUGGGCUUCCUGGCCAUUGUGAGUUUCAUUGUGGCUUUUCUAGCCAGGAAGUUACCUGACAGUUUUAAUGAGGCCAAAUUCAUCACUUUCAGCAUGUUGGUGUUUUGCAGUGUUUGGCUGUCCUUUGUUCCAACCUACCUGAGCUCUAAAGGGAAAUAUAUGGUGGCUGUGGAGAUCUUCUCCAUCCUGUCCUCUAGUGCUGGAUUGCUGGGUUGCAUCUUUUCACCUAAAUGCUACAUUAUUGUGCUGAGGCCUGAACUGAAUAGCAGGGAGCAAGUAAUAAGGAAAACAAAAUGA